This is a messenger RNA of Pogonomyrmex barbatus (red harvester ant), 988 nucleotides long. RefSeq names its product neprilysin-11. The record is from RefSeq and is a predicted model, not a curated record. Gene Ontology annotation, molecular function: metalloendopeptidase activity. NCBI's taxonomy places the organism in Eukaryota, Metazoa, Arthropoda, Insecta, Hymenoptera, Formicidae. Gene Ontology annotation, biological process: protein processing. Gene Ontology annotation, cellular component: plasma membrane.
ACUUCACCCCGAACAUCGAGGAUCGCCGAGCGUGAAGAAAAUAUUCAGAAGUCCCGAUAAUCCAUUUGUAGUGUCGGGUGCUUUCACAUCCGAGAGAAGAAAGGGGGAAAAGUGGCGAGAAAAGAUCGAACGAGGCCACGAAGGUCGGAAGCUAUCGGAAGUCUGCGGCCGUAUUUGCAAGAGAAGCAACAAGUCGCGAUUGUUUCCCCGCGUUAAACGUGGCGAUUAAACGUUCUGUAUAUACGGUUGAUAACGUAAACAGCGCGAUAUUAACGGCGAGCCGAUUUUUCAGUGCGAUACGUAUGGUGGAGCGUGUACGCGACCGUUGCCCCCUUGACGCUGCAGAAGUUCCGCGACCUCGGCUUCCAGUUCUGGCAGAAGGUCUUCGGCCUGAAAGAGAAGACGCCGCGAUGGAAGGCAUGCACCGGAAACGUGAAUGCAAAUUUCGGCAUGGCGUUGAGCUACAUUUAUGCGCAGAAACACUUCAAUGAGCAGGCGCGAGAAAAGGCAUUGGAGAUGUUAUUGGACAUCAGAGCAGCGUUUGACGAGAUGGUUAUGGAGUUGGAUUGGAUGGAUGUCGGCACGAGGGCUCGAGCCCAUAGAAAAUUGCACGCAAUGAGGCCAUUCGUAGGAUUUCCCGAUUGGAUCACGAAUCCAAAGGAAUUAGACAAAUUUUACAAAGGAGUGGAAGUGAUCGAUGGAAAAUUAUUUGCAACUUUUUUGAAGUUAACUGACGUAGCUAUGAAAAAGAGCUUCAAUAAUUUGCGCGAGAAGCCCGACAGGAGUAGAUGGAUAUCGACGGGCACGACAGUAAACGCGUUUUACAGCGCGAUAUUAAACUCAGUCACUUUUCCAGCCGGCAUACUGCAUCCUCCGUUUUAUGGCAAUGGAUUGGAGUACGUAUAAAUUUAUAUUUUUAUAAACAGAUAAAAUUUUCAUUACAUACAAUCAUAGACGUAUUCAGAGGGAAAUUCAAAGCCUCUCAAAA